UUACGAGCGAGUGAAGGUAAGUGUAGAAGGAACUGACGGAAGUCGAUGUGAUCGGUUUGAAUAAUGAGGGUGGUGGGAGAAAUUGUCUUUGAGGGUGAAUUUUUCAUAUCGUUGUUAUGUAUCUUGAAGGAAAAUAAUUGAUUGGAGGAACUCAUUUGGGUACAGGAGACGUAUUUUAUUAUUCAUUAAGUGUUGAUUUAACGACGUAGUGAUCUUGGUUGAAACGAUUGCGAUUGCUAUCUUCGUGAGAGUGUCGAGUGAUUGCUGGGGGUCUGGUCGUUAAUAGAGAGUUGCGUCGUGGAUAACGUGAAUUUGAUUCGUAAAUAGUUGGGUCAGGGGGUGAUUAGUGAGUUAUUUUAUGAUCAUUGGAGCGAUUGGGAAGAAAAUAAUUGAAGCGAAAUAUGGUUCGGUGGAGGUAACUGUAGAGUAAAUUGAUGGAGCCGGAUGUGAUCGGUUUGAAUAACGAGGAUAAUGGGGAAAAAUUGUCUUUGGAGGUGCAUUUUUCAUAUCGCUUUAAGGUAUCUCGAAGGAAAAUAAUCGAUUGGUGGAGCUCGUUUGGUUACAUCAGACGUAUUUUAUUAUUCAUUAAAUCUCAAUUCAACGAUAUAAUGAUCUCUAUUGAAGCGAUUGCGAUUGUUAUCUUCAUGUGAAUAUCAACUGAUCUUUGGGAGUUCGGUCGUUAAUGCAACUUUACCACGAGAAUAGCAUGAGUUUGAUUCGAGAAAAGGGGGGGAGGGUGUCAGGAAGUGAUUACUGAGUUAUUUAAUGACCGCCCUGGACAUUAAAAAAAAUUGAAGUGAAUCACGGCUGAGUGGGGCCGACCGUAAGACAAAUUGAGGGGAGUCGAUGUGAUGGGUUUAAAUAAUGAGGGCAAUAGUAGAAAUUAUCGUCGGAGUUGCAUUUUUCAUAUCGUUUUUAUGUAUUCUAAAGGAAAAUAAUCGAUUGGAGGAGUUUCAUUCGUUCCAUCCACCGCAGUAUAUUAUUCACUGAAUCUCAGUUCCGCCAAAUCAUCAUUUCUGUACGAAACCCUCAACAUCAGACCAUUUUUAACAGCAAAAAAAUUUCAUAUACUUGUUUCUUUCGUUUUCAUGUGAACCACUUACACUCUGACAAUUUUUUUCUCAUCCCCCGAUAUCGUAAACUCCUUCAGUUAUCCCAGCAAUAUCGCAUCCAGCCCAGUUGAAGUUAAAAUUACCAUGCAAAAACAGCUGAGUUCACCACCUGACCAUACCCUUCACAUGAGAUUACAAAAUAGGAUAAUGCAUUCUCGUUUAAACUUCACUCAACCCCUCUCUCACCCCUAUUCCACCUACCUUCCACCCUCCUAGGAUUGUCGGAUCGAUUUGCUGCAUAAUUCAAUCUGAAAUUAAGGCGGGAGAGGGAGGAGUACUACUAGCUGGAGUAUACACCAAAUGUAAACCACGUUGAGGCUAUUCGUGGCUCGUUUAAAUGUAUUAUUCAGACCGUCCUUGACGGGGGGGGGGAGUGGACUCUAGGGGGUGUCAGAUCAGGUGGAGAAAUGGUGUGAGAUGACGAGUUGAAGGAGAAACAAGAGACGAAGUUAAUCGAGUUCCGAAUGAAGUUUGUUGGGGUAUAUCUGUCCUUCCGUUGUGUAUUUUCAUUAUUAAGUAAUUGCGGAAAGAUGUGAAGGAAACAUAAUUACUCAGAUGCCCAAUAAGGCACGGCCUCGUCGUGAGUGGUCACCAAAAUCCCCUAUAGAUGUUUUGUGGAUGCCCCGCUCUGCCAUGAGGCCGGCCGAGGGCGACACGUCAGACUGCAUUUUGGUAGUCGGUGUGUCACGUCCAAAAAUGGCCGCUGCAUUUCUAUCAGUUGCACUAGUAUCACUCUUCCUGACAUUUCACAUACUAUACGACAGUGCCAUCUACAGUCUUCAUGCUGCAACUGUUAUUGAAACAAUGGAUGAUAUUACAAAUGAUAUUGAUAAUCAUCAGCACGAACAAUUACCAACGAUUUUUAUAUCAAAUAAAGUACAUUUUUCACGUACUAAUAGACAUUUACCACAAGCUAUUAUCGUUGGUGUACGUAAAUGUGGUACACGAGCACUACUAGAGAUGUUAUUCCUCCAUCCUCAGAUACAAAAAGCAGCUGGUGAAGUGCAUUUCUUUGAUCGUGAUGAUAAUUAUGAAAAAGGGCUUGAGUGGUACAGAAAAAAAAUGCCGUACUCAUUCAAAGGACAGCUAACCAUCGAGAAGAGCCCUAGUUACUUCGUUACGCCUGAGGUACCGGAGCGCAUUCGUGCGAUGAAUUCAAGUGUCAAACUACUACUGAUCGUACGUGAACCAGUGACACGUGCGAUAUCAGACUAUACCCAGCUGCGUACACACGCUGCGGCAGCAGCAUCAACAGCAACAACGACAGUUGAGGGUAGUCAAAAGCCACCAUCACAACCGCAACGUAGUUUCGAGGAACUUGUCAUACGUCCGGAUGGCACUAUCAAUGAAUCAUAUCGUCCAAUAGCAAUAUCCCUUUAUCAUAAUUAUAUGCAUCGAUGGUUAGAAGUAUUUUCACGUGAACAAAUACUUGUUGUUAAUGGUGAUCAAUUGAUUGAAGAUCCUGUACCCCAGUUACGUAGAAUUGAGAAUUUUCUCGGUAUUGAACCUAAAAUUGGUAGACACAAUUUUUAUUUUAAUCACACUAAGGGCUUCUACUGUCUGAGAAAUGAAACAUCCGAAAAAUGUCUCAGAGAGAGUAAGGGUAGAAGGCAUCCACGUGUCAGUCCAAUAGUCGUUACUAAAUUGAGAAAAUUCUUUAAUGAACAUAAUCAGAAAUUCUAUGAACUUGUGGGUGAGGAUUUGGGAUGGCCAGAGGAGUAGGAAAUAUGAAGGAGAGAUGGAGGCUGGUGGAUCACAUUGGUCCUUGACUCGAUAGGAACUGACACAUAUCAUAGGAUUAAUAGUUGGAUAUUAAGAGAUUUAAUAUUUUUAUAAAAUCCACAUUGGAAGUUGUUAUAUAUCGUUAAUUGAUGUUUUUUUUAUGGCGUGAGUGAGGGAGAAUAUGAUCAUUCAAUUGAUGCAUUUAAUGCUUUAGCAGUUAAUGUUAAUUUUCAACUCAACCGUGUGAUUGAUUAUUGGACUAUUUUGUCAUAAUUAUCCACUGACACCCAAUUGCGAUUGUCGAUAGUAAAGGGCCAUCGAUUGUAUGUCAACUUACUGGUGAAGUGAAAUUGUCGUUGACCAGUGUUCGUCAAACAUCUUCCAUGUCUAACCACCGAUGGGCUCUGCCUACCGUUUGACAGAUACGUGUCGACAAAUUCUGUACACAAAGGAGUGAGCUUGACGCCUCCGAUAGUGACUACACUAGGGGGUUGACAAACAAACACCCCUGUGUUGAAGGAUUUCAUUUGUCGGCGCGCCAGAGAUUUACGUUGCUUUAUUUAUCAGACUUGGCAACUACUGCCCCCUACGUUCAAAAUUUUUUCGAAUGAUUAUCCACCUUCAAAACUCUUUAGAGAUACUGUAAUCAAAGCUUUUCUAAUGCACAAAUAAUUUCUACCCUCGUCAGUACCCAAGAUCUAAGUUAUUCACAUUUAAAAUCAACUGUUUUAAAGCCAAAUGCGUCAAUUGCAUGCUUGUACUUUUCAUGAAUAAAUUCUCGAUGAUAUUCUGUAUUCAAAAUGUUAACCUCGAAGGGGCUUCGCCCUUCAAAUGAAUUAACUAGAAACCCCUGGGUUGGAAUCUGUAACCAUUUCCAAACUAUACAGAUAUAGGUGAAUCUUCACAGACAGCUUUGAAUAUAUAGACUGUUAUUUCAACGUUACUAACGCCGUUGUAAUCUCACGAAUGAUAUUCGGAGGUUCUGUAUUUGAUCUUAGCUGUGGGAUUUAGUUAUCCAAUGCUCUGGGUGUCUUGUCAAACGUUGAUCGUUUGUCAUCUAUUAUACAUUCCACCAUCAACUCAUCCAUUAAUUAAGACAUUUUCAUUAUCGAUUUCCCGGGGGGAAUUAGUUUGACAAAAUAAAAAAAAUGAAUGAGGUCCGGGUAAUCUUCACUCAGCAUCUAUCCAUCAUGGUCAUCCCCUUUCAACCCUCAUUCCCUUUUCACCCUCAUCACGUUGAUUUCAACCUUCUGACUCACAUUCGGCUUUUUUUUUUAUCUCCCUUUUCUCUAAUCCCAUGAACACGCGGAUGCACUCUGGGCUUUUAACCUUGUACAUGUAUAGUAAACCACUCGGCACUUUGGGAAACUGCACAUGUGUGAAUAUGUGGUUACCCACAUCAGCAUAGUCUGAAGUGCUCUUUGGUAUUAUUAUUUAAUUAGCCAGGUAUGGAUUGAGGGAUUAAAUCCUUUUGUCUUGAGGUUGGGUUCGAUGAGAGGUUCAUUAUCUCGGGAAGUGAUGGGUGAAUAGUCAAUAGUUUGAUGUAUAUGUGAUCGGGUUAUAGAUAACCUUCGUACAUAGAUCAGAAAUACCUUAACAUGGCUUUAAAAAUGGUGGAAUAGUGGAAAUUGAGGAGUGGUGGGGAGGGGGGUUAAAGCCCUAAAUAUUUGGGGUCCGUCUGGGUAUAUUGAACUCGACAUAAGUUUUUCUUUUGAAUAAAAGAGUGGGGGACACGGGUUUGUAUGUGAAAUUGAUGAGGUGGGAGUAAGUUGUCGAGGCAAAAGUCGUAUUGAUGUCAGUAUAAUGGGCACUCCCCGAGAGUGGGAACUUAUUUGUAUCUCAUUAAUAUAAAUGCGGAGAUUAUGAGCGCAUGAAAAAUGUGAUCAUUCAUUAAUUUCGAUAUUCACUCAAUUUUUACCCUAAACCCAGUGAUGACUGAUUAAUCAACGAUCGAUAAAUGAAAAAUUGAAUGAUAAUCAUCAGAUGUCUGACCCAGAGUAGAUCUGCCAUUUAAUCCGAUGAAAAAAACCUAUGAAAUAUAUAUUCAUCUCCAAUUUCAUUCAACUCAUUUCGAUUUUCAUGAUACACAGUCUCUAUUCCCCAUGAGCAUUUGACGUCCAUCACUUGUGUCACAAAUUCCAUUCGAUCUGUCUUUCUCUUACACACGUAACCCUACAGGAGUCACAAUUCACCCCCGACAUAGGACCAAAGUUAUUCCUCACGACUAUGAUGAACGGUUGGGACAUGGUAAUAUCGAUUUUUACGUCGACGCUUGUUAACGGUGACAAAUUUAUCUUGUUGUGUAACACUUGUCUUUUUUCAUAUGUGAAGGUAGGGUCAAUGUUGAUUAAUUUGGAUAUGUCAAAUCUUGGCAUUUAUUGAUUUUCCCUCGUGUUUGCGUUCAUGAGACGUGAUCAAUUAUCGAACCAGUGGGUAGACAAAGGAUUGUCGGGGAAAGGGGUGAGGGGGUGGUAUGUUAAAUCAUGUUAUGGGUCAAAACUCUUACCAUUUGACCUAUAGAUUUUGCCCAAAUCUGUCAAUUCUCUCGAGUUAUUUUAACAUCAUUCAUUUUCUUCAAUCUAGAGCAUAAAAAUUUUAUGGUGAAUAAGAAAAAAUGGUAUCUCGGGGAGAGGGUGGGCUUGUACAAACGACCUGGUAGCAUCUACCUGGCACACUAUCGCAUCAUAGCCCAUUCUUCUUCGUUUCUUUUGUAUAUAUCCUUCUUCCUUCUCACUGGUGUUCACCUCGCGUGCAUCUUCGCCUCUUCACCACUUUUCUUUUUGCACCUUCACCCAUACACCUCCCCUACUCCUCCCUCUUCUCCCUCCUCGCCCCUCUAUUUCCCUGUCUUUUUAUUUCCAUUAUUCUUCGUUGUUUUCUUUCGUUUCUCCUCAACCGAGGCAACCUCGUGUUCUUUAUCCAACACUGGCAGCGAAGCGUCUUGGAAAACUGCGGCAAUAUCUUUACCUUCUGGGCUCGUAUUUAUACACACACCCAGACAAAUUACGUAAUCUUAAGGUACAGAAAAGUAUCAUUAAUGCUAGGCGAGUGAGGUGAUGAUGAAAAAAAAUAUCGAGGAUUUUAUUUUACGUUUGUGUCUCGCGCUUUGCUCAUGGUAUUCGUUUAUUUGCUUGGGGGAGAUUUCUGGGCAUCAAAAGUCGUUGAAGGUAUGAGCAAUAAGGAAUUUACGAUGUGAAAAAUUGAUAAAAAUAUCCCAAGACUGGAGAUAUUGAAUAUUCAGGGGGCAAAAUGAAGGAUAAAUUCGUGGAUAUUUGACUUCUCGAUGAGAAGUUACUGAAUCUUUUGAUCGUAUUUAUAGGUCACAGAGGGUUCAUUACUCACUCGCUUAUGAACUACCCUCUUUCCCCUACUCCUAUCUCCCAUUAACUGACGACUCCCCCAUUUCUUUUGUGCUCAAAUCCCUCAACAGUCGAGACUGAUAGAUUGCUUAGAAAAAAAUCCUAAGUUCCUAUUUAUUAACUUCAGCACAUGAAAAGUCAUUAACGCAGCACAAAAUCAAUAAUUUAUUACAUAAAAAAGGUCUGAAAAUAUUUUGAAACGUGAGAUAUUGAUUAUUCAAAACUGAAAUGAAAAAAUAAUAUGAAAAUUACCAAAAUUUGAUUUUCUCACUGAUGAAAUCACUCAAUCCAAUUGAUAAUAAACAGAAGAUUUAAUCUCACCCCAUGGCAAACAAUUCCCUUCCCAAAAACCAACAGCUCAUCGCUCCUAUUUCCUUUUCCCUCCAAAUUCUCUAACAGCCAAGACAUAGAUUAUUCAUAAAAAAAUCUAAAAUUCUUGUUUACGAAUUUCAGUGCCCAAAAGUCAUUACAAAUACAUGACAUUCAUCGUUUCCAAUCAGUAAAAUAUCCGAAAACCCCCUAAGACAUGAAAUAUAACCUAUUCAUACCCCAAAUUUAUGCGUAAACCGCGACAAUUUGACUUGUGCGACUCAUCCACUCAUUUAAUCAAAUUAAUAAUCCCCAUUACAUUGCCUUCUCACCCCGGCAUAAACAACCCCCUUCUUCAACCCCCUACAACCCCUCCUAUUUCCGUUAUCCUUAAAAUUCUCCAACGGCCGAAAUGCCUUCGGGGCGCCAUAAUUUCUCCCCAUCAUGUUCCAUAAAUCAAAUUGCGUGGAGCUUCUUUCACGCCAAAUAAAACACGAAGAUCCCCUUCGAUGCAUUCACGUCUCGAAUAAAACAGAAUAAAUCAUCGACAAAUGUAUGAAUGAUUGAAAUAAUAACGUCUAACAAAGUGUCAAGUAUAAAAGUUUUUGAAUAUUGAAUACGAUAUCGUGAAUAAUAAUAAUAAUAUGGAAAAUCAACUGCAUAUCAUAGAUCAUAAGAAAUAUUUAUUUCCUGUUUUACACCGGUGUUGCUGUUAUUUCUAUAUUUUAGUUUUACCUCGGAGCAUUCUCAUAUAGCUCAAAAUAAAAGAAUACGGAGAGGGAUGGGGGUGGUAUGAAGAAGAGAAUAAAAUCACCAAAGGAAAACCCAGAGGGUUGAAGUUUUCUCGGAACAGCUCAGUCAGAGGCAGAAGAAAACACAAGGUGUAUGGGGGGUGGGGUGGGGGGUGGAGGAGGGGAUGAAUGGGGAGAGGGUGGUAGGGGGUUACCUGUAUGUAUACAGUAUCUGUUCUGGUGUCCCACGAGAACACCAACUGAUUUAUUUAGCGUGCGAUGCCACCGGCGACAAUCACGAGUCCAGAGAGGGUGAAAAGAGUGAAAUUUCUUGAGUUUUUUUUUCAAGUUUUUUUCUCUUUUUCUAGUCUGGAGAAAGGUACGAGGUAAUGCUGGUGGAUAAUGUAGUACGUUGGGACUUUUAAUUUCUGGAAGUUGUUGAAAGUGCGACAAGAAGGGAGGAACAUUGAUUUUUUUGUUAGGGGAUGAUUGUUCAUUUUUAAUAUGGAAAAUUGGAUCAAUUGUAUUUGUUUCGUUGGGUGAGGGUGGAGAUCAUAGUUGGGGAGUUUAUGAUGGGGGUGGGUUAGGGGGCCAGUCGAUGGGUGGAUUUGAAUCCCCUCCUCCAAAUUUUUGAAAUCGGGGAUUUUUGCUUCCGAAUGGAAAAACACUGCGACUGUCGCAUCGAAAUUUUGAAUAUCUGUUAUCAGAAUUAGUGAUUUUGGGGGUGGGAUCAUGGAUCAUCCCCACCCCCAAAAUUGAUGUGAUAUUUUCAUCAAAAAUUGUUCAAUACUUUUGUGAAAAGGGGUUUUUAUCUCGUGGAGUUGAACCACUCGUCUUCGACUGGUUUUAGUAAUUUCCCAGGAGGUGAAAAACACUUUUACGCAGUCUUAAUAAUAUAAAAUGUUUUAAAAAGUUUGACUGGGGAUGUGAAUGUGAAAAUUAAAAUGAAUCCACUUGUGAUUUAGAAUAUUCUUAUCAUUGAUAUCUUGACUGAGCCCCAUCAUGAGUUUGAUCGCAUCAUUUACUGAUGAAAGAACAACAAAAAUCUUCUAGACCAACAGCCUGAGAUGUGCAAAAAAAAAUAACGUUGAAGCAACGUUGAAUGUCAAUGUUGGGACAGGGUUAGCUGUGAACCUUGCGGCAAUGCUGCCCGGCAACCCCAGGGCAAUGCUGAGUUUAAUGAUUCAUUGAGUUGAAUUGAAUGUAAAAUCCAUUCGGAAGCAAAUGGUCAAUAUAUUAGCAAAAUAUAUCCAUUAUAUUGUAAGGAAUUUUCCACUUGUUUUUGGUCUUAUGAGCACCAUCAAAAUAAUCAUUCAGGAAUGUAAAUGGUAAUGGGUGCUACGAAUGAGCGGAUGUGCUUGUACAAGAUUAAAUGAUUUUAUUCACUAAUCUAAGGUCUUCUAGGUGUAAUUAAAUUGUAAGAAUAGUUUAUAAGUUGAGAAAAAAAUGGGGUUCAACAAACGCCAUGAUAAAAUGAAAGUAACGAUACAUAUCGAUGAUUGCCUGAUUAAGGUUGAAGAUUAAACCAUUAACUAGAGUAUAUUAAGGUUAUACAUUUUUUUUUUCACUCGUCGGUCUCGUAUUCGAGACAUGACAUCGCAAAAUAGAACAUAUCAUUUUAAUGAAUAUUGAAGUAAAUGUUGAAAAAUCGUGAUCGGAGCCAAAGAUAUAUCCAAAAGUGAAUAAUAAUCCGGGGUGAAAUGCCGACAGGUAUUUAAUGAAUAAUUAAUUAGGAAUCAUUUUCCAUUGAAAUAUUUAAAAUUGAAAGCUUUUGCGAUGCUUUAGGCACACUCAGUGUUUAAAAAAAAUUUACAAAGAUUGUGAAUUCUGAAUCGUGCAAUGUUAUUGCCCUUCGUCAUUCCUCUUAGAGAAAUUUAAUGAUAAUUGAGUAAUUAUGAUGGAUCACAGCUUUUUUCGAGUAUUAAAAAUAUUUAUUCAGUUAUUUUGUCAUUUUUUUACUCAAUUUCUUGUCGAUAAAAAUCGUAUUUUUACCGUGUCGUCCGAAAAAGUCACUUUUGCGUCCUUCGCAUGUGUAACAAUUGACUUUCCCUCUCGAUAAGGUCAGAUAACAUGUUUGAAUUUCCCGGGAAUCAAAGACUACUUUUCUGCACUUGUUAUAAAACGUAGUCAUUUAUUUACGAGUGCGAAAAAUUAUAUUUUUCUGUUUAGGUUCGUAGCAGCAUUUUGAAAGGGCUUUUAGGUGGUAAAAUUGUUUACAAAAUAUUUUCUAUACCUGAAAAAAGUGAUGAUCCCUUUGAUACUUCAGCGCAUCUGCUUUAUCGUCUUGAGGACGUUCACGGAGUUGUUCAUUAAUCAUGAGAUAAAUUAUAAUGUACAAUGAAAAAUGUUUUUUUUACACUGUUUAAUUAUUCAAAUGUUUGGGGGACAGUUUUAAUGAUUUUUAUAGGUGAUAAUUUUGUGCAUAUCUAGAAUUAGUAAAGUGGCAUCAAACGUUUGAUAGUUCAACACUGAUACAUAUCAUUAGGGGGUAAUUUAAUGAGAAAAAUUGUCGUUUUUUUGCGAUUGAUCGGUGGAAGUAAAACACGGAGAGAAACUUUCAAUUGAAAAUACCAAAUAAAACUGUAAAAAUUACCUUUCCCGGUUUCAGCGUCGAGCAAAGUCAAAGUCAAUGAGAAUUAUGAGUCUGCAAUAAAGUUAACGGUUUCGUGGCAUAAAAUUCCGAUGAUUAAUGGCAAAGGGGGAGGGGGGUGAACCACAAUUUUUUUUAUUGGAAGAAAAUGAAUAAGAAGUGAACAAAUAAUAUCGGAAAUGAAAAAAAAACGGGAGGAAAACUUUUUUGUCUCACCACACGUCAUUUCCCUCCAAUAAAACCUACGAUGAGGUUUUCCCCCUCCACCUACACGGGCCGAAGGUGUCCGAGGUGUCGCGAAGAAGGGCUAACCCGUUCGUUGGUGGAUAUUUCCCGCCAGUUCCGUAAAAAAAUUCGGCGCUCGAGAAUUUUUCUAUUCGGUAGCGCAAGAAUUCUGGAAAUUUCAGUUAAAUUUUUCUGCGUUCAGAAAAAUUAUCUGUUUUUUCCGUAAUUUUUCCGAAGUAGACGAGAAUAUUUACUGACACGUUCAGAAUUAUUCUCUUCAAUUCAUGUAAAAACUCCGGAGAUAUGACUCGCUAACGGAUUACGUGAAUAAUUGGGUAAUUUUAACUGUAAUUUCUCUCCGUGUGGAAUGAUCAAGAGGGAUCUCUGCUCCCCGACCGCAAAAAUAAAUAAAAAUUUUAAUAAACAAUGAAGUAACGAAGUGAAAAACGAAAGAAAGUGCAUAAUGAGUGAAGAAAAACGAUAUUAAUAAUUUAUUACACUUUUACCGUAUAAAAUAGAUAUUUCAUAUACUAAAUAUUAUAUAUACAAAAAUAUAUUAAAGAAGUGGAAGUUUUAUUAAAAUUAUAUUGUAAAGAUAAAUCGAAAUAUGAAGAGAUGAUUGAAUAAAUAAUGAGAUGUCGGUGGAACAGACAGUAUUUUAAGUAUAGGCUAUUUAGUAUCAUUGAAUACAUUGAUAUAUCGAUGAAAAUUAUCAUUUAAUCAAUGCCCCCAGAUCAUAAAGAGUGAAAAAUACAAAAGUAAAAAAAAAUCAGAUAUAAAAAUGCGAAUUGAUUAAUUCGAUUUUUAUUAUUUUUGUAUUCAAGUAAUUAAAUUAAAUCAUUCAUCGGUGAAUGAACAUAAAUUCACUUAAAUUUAUUGAAAUAUAUGUGUAAUUUACGCGUAAUACGAAAUGAAAAAUUUUAAAAGAGUUAAAAUCGCUUUUUAAACUUUGCUCUUGAAUAAUCCACGUAGAAUUAAAGGGGGGGAGGGGGGUACUAACGUAUUAGAGUUUAUGAAAAAUGGAGGAUACGUGGUGACACGUGGCUGAUUUUAAUCAUGUAAUUCCCGUACAGUUUUUAUCGCAUUUUAGGAAUUUUGAUGAAAAUCCCGUUUUUAUCGACGAACUUUAUUCAAUUUAUUUUUUUUUUAAUCUGAAUUACAAUUUUAGAUGAUCACAUUCGUAUGUAAAGUGAGAUUAUCAGUCGUUGAUGUGCGUGUACACAUUGAAUCAUUGUUGUGAUUUAAAAAAUGAAAACAAAGCAAAAAUUAACAAAAUGAAAAUUAUGAAUAAAAAAAAUUAUUUAAAGCAGAAAAA
This is a messenger RNA of Diachasmimorpha longicaudata, 11363 nucleotides long. It is a transcript of the gene Hs3st-A, whose product is annotated as heparan sulfate glucosamine 3-O-sulfotransferase 5-like. Lineage: Eukaryota; Metazoa; Arthropoda; Insecta; Hymenoptera; Braconidae. The coding region runs from base 1668 to 2834 and encodes 388 amino acids. The record is from RefSeq and is a predicted model, not a curated record. The transcript is spliced from 4 exons. Gene Ontology annotation, molecular function: [heparan sulfate]-glucosamine 3-sulfotransferase activity.